This is a messenger RNA of Melitaea cinxia (Glanville fritillary), 4740 nucleotides long. RefSeq names its product tyrosine-protein phosphatase 10D (gene Ptp10D). The record is from RefSeq and is a predicted model, not a curated record. Gene Ontology annotation, molecular function: protein binding; protein tyrosine phosphatase activity. Lineage: Eukaryota; Metazoa; Arthropoda; Insecta; Lepidoptera; Nymphalidae. Bases 1 to 4740 code for a protein of 1579 amino acids. The transcript has 20 exons. Gene Ontology annotation, biological process: protein dephosphorylation.
AUGCUUCCUCGGGACGAAACUAGUGUUUGUUUGGAAGAGAAAGUGUCAUGUGAAAUCAGAGAGUCGCCUUCAAUGAUGUGGAAGAGGUCGAUUGUGCAAGCGAAGGCUGGUUACACACGCGCCUCGGCGGCUGUGGCGCUUGCUCUCGCUGUCUUUAUCGCUACCUGCGGCGGGGCGCGCGGCGCGGACCUGGUGAUCGAGAUCCCGGGCUGGGGCGCGGCGGGCGCGGAGGGCGCGCACUACCGCCUGGACUACCGGCCGCCGCAGGGCUCGCCCGCGCCCAACUACACCGUGCCCGCGCGCGCCUCCACCAUCAACUUCCAGGGCCUGCCCGGCACCAAGUAUCACUUCAUGCUCUACUACUCCAACGCGACCUUCGCGGACCUGCUCACGUGGAACCAGACCAUCAUCACCGCUCCGGAGCCGCCGACGAACCUCACGGUGACGCUGGGCCGCAACAAGCAGGCCACCAUCUCGUGGUCGCCGCCCGCACACGGCGACUACACCGGCUUUCGCUUUAAGGUGAUCCCGCUGUGGGAGCGCGCGGAGGGCGGCGCGCGCAACAUCUCGGUGGAGGGCAGCGGCAACUGGACGCACGUGCUGCGCGAGCUGGCGCCCGGCGCCACCUACCAGCUGCACGCCUUCACGCUGCUGCACGACAAGGAGAGCGCCGCCUACACGUCCUACAACUUCACCACCAAGCCGAACACUCCGGGCAAGUUCAUAGUGUGGUUCCGGAACGAGACGACGCUGCUGGUGCUGUGGCAGCCGCCCUACCCGCCCGGCGCCUACACGCACUACAAGGUGUCCAUCGAGCCGCGCGACGCGCGCGACUCGGAGCUGUACGUGGAGAAGGAGGGCGAGCCGCCCGGGCCGGCGCAGGCCGCCUUCAAGGGGCUGGUGCCGGGCCGCGCCUACGACAUCUCCGUGCAGACCGUGUCCGACGACCAGCUGUCGGCGCCCACCACGGCGCAGUACCGCACCGUGCCGCUGCGGCCGCGCAACGUGACCGUGCCGCCGCGCUCGCUGGCCGAGACGUCCUUCCGCGUCACCUGGCUGCCGCCCGCCGAGCUCAGCGAGUUCGAGAAGUACCAGGUGUCGCUGGCGGCGGGCGCGGGCGCGGGCGCGCGGCGCCUGCCGCCGCAGCUGCGCGCGCGCGACGAGCCGCCCGCCUGCGCCUUCGACGGGCUGGAGCCCGGCGCGCACUACUCCGUCACCGUCAAGACCAUGUCCGGCAAGGUCACCUCGUGGCCCGCCACCGCCGACCUGACGCUCAAGCCGCUGCCCGUCCGGAACCUGCAGGGGCGCUCCGUCGAGACGGAGGAGGGGAGCGGCGUCUUCCUGUGGUGGAAACCGGCCGAGGGGAGCACCCAGGACGAGUACAAGGUGUCGUACCACGAGACGGGCCCCUCGCGCGACGACAGUAACACGCUGACCACCGCUAACACCAACGUGACGCUGGAGGCGCUGCUGCCCGGCCGCAACUACACCGUCACGGUGGCGGCCGUGUCCCGCGGCGUGGAGUCCAACGAGAGCGUAUUCCAAGUGGCCACGCGGCCGCUGGCGCCGGUGCUACGCUCCGCCGCAGCUGAGCAGCGCCGUCUGCUGCUAGCCUGGAGCUCCGACGUCAACUCGCGCCAGGACCUCUACGAGCUGCGCUACCGGCGCCGCGGGACUGAGGAACCCUACGCUACGCUGGUGACGACCGACACGAACGCGACUCUCGAAGACCUGUACCCGGGAGCCGUCUACGAGAUCCAGCUGGUCGCCAUCAGCCACGGGCUGCGGAGCGAGCGGCACACCGUGCUGAAGCCAGUCCGGCCGCUGCCGGCCGAGUGGGUGGCCGUGGAGCGCGCGUCGUCCAACGCGGUGACGGUGCGCUGGCGCGGGCCGCGCUCGGGCGCCGUGGGCUCGUUCGUGCUGCGCUACCGCGCCGGGGGCGACUGGCGCCGCCUGGAGCCGCUGCCGCCCGGCACCGACGCCGCCGAGAUCGGCAACAUGACGCACGGCGAGCACUACGAGAUCCAGCUCGACACGGCCAGCGAGGACGCGGCCGGCGAGACCGUCGAGAGCGGCCGCCCGCUGGCCGCCGAGCACACCGUGCGCCCCAACCCCGUGUCCAACGUGGCGCAGCUGGCCGACACGCGCAACGUGACGCUGGAGUGGCCGCGCCCGGAGGGCCGCGUGGAGCGCUACGAGGUGCGCUGGCGCGAGGAGGAGGGCGCGGGCGCGGGCGGCGCGCGCAACGUGAGCGCGGAGGGCGCGGGCCGCACGGUGCGCGCGCUGCUGGACGCGCUGGCGCCGGGCCGCGCCUACGCCGUGGCCAUCACCGCGCACGCGCACGGGCUCGCCAGCGACGUGUUCCGCAUGCACACGCGCACGCGACCCUUGAUCGAAUCCGACAUGACCAUCGGGAACGAGCCCGACGACGGUGAGGGCAACGACACGCUGCCCGCCAUCCGGGUGCUGUACACGCUGACGCCGCUGUCGGUGAGCCAGUUCGACGCGUACCGCUUCCGGCUGGAGAGCGGCGCGGGCGCGGCGCGCUGGCUGGAGCGGCCCGCCGCGCCCGCGCCCGGCGCCGUGCGCCAGCUCGUGUUCCGCGACCUCACGCCCGGCCGCCUCUACAACCUCACCAUGUGGACCGUCUCGCACAACGUCACCUCGCACCCCGUGCAGCGCCAGGCCCGCCUCCAGCCGCGGCCGAUCACGAUGCUGAAUGCGACGUCGAUCGGCGCACGCGAGAUUUCGAUGGCGUGGCCGAAGCCCGCCGGCGACUACACGGACUUCGAGGUGCAGUUUCUGGCGGGUGCCGACCGCCUGGAGACUCGCACCACCGACCGCCUCUCGAUCACGCUCACCGACCUGCACCCGUACACGCUCUACAACUUUACCGUAGUGGUGCGGUCGGGCACCCCGGCCACGAUCCAGACGCGCUCCGGCCCGUACUCCGAGGCGUUCCGCACGCUUGAGGCGCCGCCCGCCGCGCCGGCGCGCUUCCAGCUCAGCGACGCCACGCCCACCGAGCUGGCGUUCGAGUGGACGCUGCCGGAGCGCGACGCGCACGGCGUGCUCACGCGCUUCCGCAUCGACUACGCGCCCACCGCAGACCCGGCCGCCGCGCGUUUCGUGGAGUUCCCGCCGGACGCGAGAGCCGGGCGCGUGUCGGGGCUGGCGGCGGGCGGCGAGUACGAGUUCCGCCUGCGCGCGGAGAACGGCGCGGGCGCGGGCGCCGCGGCACGCCUGCGGCAGCGCAUGGCCAUCGCGGCGCCGCCGCGGCCCACGGCGCAGCCGGCCGAGGUGCGGCGCGCGUCGUCCACGGUGACGGUGCGCUUCCGCGCCGACUACUUCUCGCCGGCCAACGGGAACGUGACGGCCUACACGCUGGUGCUGGCGGAGGAGCCGCGCGCCGACACGCCGGCGAGCCUGCCGUCGUGGCGCGACGUGCACCGCCUGCCCGUGUGGCCGCCCUACCAGGUGACGGAGCCGUACUACCCGUUCCACUCGUCGGCCGUGGAGGAGUUCACGAUCGGCUCGGAGCGCUGCGAGGGCGGCGGCCGCGCCUACUGCAACGGGCCGCUGAAGCCGGGCUCGCGCUACUACGUCAAGCUGCGCGCCUUCACCGCGCCCGACAAGUUCACGGACACCGCCUACACCGUCGUCUACACGGAGGCGGACAACACGGGCUGGAUCGCGGGCGGCGCGGUGGCGGGCGCGCUGCUGGCGGCGCUGCUGGGCGCCGCGCUGCUGCUGCGCCGGCGCCGCGCGCGCGCCGCGCCCGCCGCGCCCGCGCCGCUGCCCGCCUCGCGCCCCGUGCGCGUGGCGGACUUCCUCGACCACUACCGCCUCAUGUCCGCCGACUCCGACUUCAGGUUCAGCGAGGAGUUCGAGGAGCUGAAGCACGUGGGCCGCGAGCAGUCGUGCGCGGCGGCCGACCUGCCGUGCAACCGGCCCAAGAAUCGCUUCACGAACAUCUUGCCGUACGACCACUCGCGCUACAAGCUGCAGCCCGUGGACGACGAGGAGGGCUCCGACUACAUCAACGCCAACUACGUGCCCGGCCACAACUCGCCGCGCGAGUUCAUCGUGACGCAGGGCCCGCUGCACUGCACGCGCGACGACUUCUGGCGCAUGUGCUGGGAGUCCGGCUCGCGCGCCAUCGUCAUGCUGACGCGCUGCGUCGAGAAGGGCCGCGAGAAGUGCGACCGCUACUGGCCGUACGACACGCGGCCCGUGUACUACGGCGACAUCGCCGUCACCGUGCUCAACGAGAGCCGCUACCCCGACUGGACCGUCACCGAGCUGGCCGUGUGCCGCGGCGCCGAGCAGCGCGUGCUGCGCCACUUCCACUUCACCACGUGGCCCGACUUCGGCGUGCCCGACCCGCCCACCGCGCUGGCCAGGUUCGUGCGCGCCUUCCGCGAGCGCUGCCCGCCCGACUCGCGGCCCGUCAUCGUGCACUGCAGCGCGGGCGUGGGCCGCUCGGGCACGUUCAUCACGCUGGACCGCGCGCUGCAGCAGCUGGCGGCGCACGCCGAGUACCUCGACAUCUUCGGCAUGGUGCACGCCAUGCGGCGCGAGCGCGUCUGGAUGGUGCAGACGGAGCAGCAGUACAUCUGCAUCCACCAGUGCGUGGUGGCGGCGCUGGAGGGCGCCGACCUGGCGCCGCCGCAGCCCAACAACCACCACCACAACGCCGCGUUCGAAGACGACGAGGGCAUCGCGGAGUCGGGCAUGUGA